GCUCGCCCCGCGACGAUGCCUCGCCGCUCCGGCGCCGCGCUCCUCGCCCUCGCGGUGCUCCUGGCCGCCGCCGCGGCCGCGGUCCCCGGGGCCGCCGGGUUCCACCUCGGCGGCGACGAGAGCGGCCUCGUGCGGGGCAUGCUCGCCGCGAUCCGCGAGCAGGCCGAGGCAGAGGACGCCGCGCGCUUCGCCGUCGCCGAGCACAACAGGAACCAGGGUUCUGCCUUGGAGUUUGCACGGGUGGUGAUUGCGAAACGGCAAGUGGUCGCUGGGACCAUGCAUGAUCUGAUGUUGGAGGUGGUUGACGCUGGAAAGAAAAGUCUAUACAAGGCAAAGGUCUGGGUGAAGCCGUGGGAAAAUUUCAAGGCAGUUGUUGAGUUCAGUCAUGCUGGGGAGUCCCAGUCCGAGUCUUCCUUUGCUUCUGAUGGUAGCGCGGGGCAAGUUAUUCCCAAGCUCUCUGUUCAGGCCCACAUGUCACGGAAGACUCGCAUGCACAUCAGUGAAAACAAUGUACUCUCUGUCGACACCUCAUCCUCUUCUCAGGCAUAGAGGGUGUAAAGUUAGCUUCCAGGAGAGGAAUAUAAGGCGUGAAGGUCAGAACCUGACGUCUUAAAAUGUUUGGUGGCAGCAACCUGUGAACUGUAGUUUCCUGUGUGUAAAGUUUUCAUCCACUGUUAGUCUGCUUACUAAAUGGCAUCUAGAUAGUAAUAUGCUGUUAAGCAGACAUGCUCCGAGCCUUUACAUAUGGCCUCCGUAUAUUUCUUUCGAAACGUGUGGACUCUGUACUUAUACGGCAUACAGUUAAUGUUCAUGUGUGUACAUAGUAGUAUGACAUUUGUGCUGCUGCCUUCA
Messenger RNA from Lolium rigidum, 852 nucleotides. RefSeq names its product cysteine proteinase inhibitor 3-like. The record is from RefSeq and is a predicted model, not a curated record. The transcript has 4 exons. Gene Ontology annotation, molecular function: cysteine-type endopeptidase inhibitor activity. Bases 16 to 549 code for a protein of 177 amino acids. NCBI's taxonomy places the organism in Eukaryota, Viridiplantae, Streptophyta, Magnoliopsida, Poales, Poaceae.